This is a messenger RNA of Sycon ciliatum, 1606 nucleotides long. RefSeq lists its product as uncharacterized. NCBI's taxonomy places the organism in Eukaryota, Metazoa, Porifera, Calcarea, Leucosolenida, Sycettidae. Bases 112 to 612 code for a protein of 166 amino acids. The record is from RefSeq and is a predicted model, not a curated record. The transcript is spliced from 2 exons.
GAGCGAACAAAACCCCAACGUUCAGCACCACUAACCUGCAGUUCGUCUUCCUCUCGUCUCCAAACUCACUCUCUCUCUCCGUUGUUCUCCCGAGAUCCAGUCUCCGCAAUAAUGGCGUCUUCUCUAUCUCUCAUGACGGUUCUCCUUCUUCUUGUGCUGCUCCCCAACACGUCCUGGGCAAGUCACGAUGCGGCAGCAGACUCUUCCGGUGGUAGUGGUAGCGGAGACACGGAUAUGAAAGCUUACGAGAACUGUCUGGCUAACAAGCAUGUGACUAUGACGAUGCAGAUGGAAUCCUCGCCCGGCGAGUCGGAGCACGAAGCCGAGCCUGCCGCUCAGCCGCAGACGCAGACGGAGCAUUUCGAAUUCGCCGGCAGCAGUAUGGCCAUGGAGCUGAAGCGCAGCUGCUGCGAGCUCGGCGCGAGGGUACCCGCCGAACGAGCUGCUGCCGUGGAGUUCAAGCAAGGGCCAAUGCACCAGUAUGGCGCCGCCAAGGCUAGUCUCUCGACAGGAAGAAAGGUGGAGUGCACGAACAGAGCAUACUGUUGCUGCAUGCAAGCAGGUAGUGGACAGUGCGGAGUUCUCGAGACUCUGUUCAACUAUGGCGAGUAAAGCACGGAGAGAUUCAGAAUCCCAUGGCUCCAAGUUGGUCAACUGACACUACCUGUGUGUGUGUGUGUGUGUGUGUGUGUGUGUGUGUGUGUGUGUGUGUGUGUGUGUGUGUGUGUGUGUGUGUGUGUGUGUGUGUGUGUGUGUGUGUGGUGUGGUGUGGUGUGUGCAUUUGAAGAUUUGCGUGCUUCUCUUGCCACGGGCGUAUACAUGGUACAUGGUAUGGUACAUGGUGUGUGUGUGCGUAUGUGUGCGUGUAUGUGUGUGUGUGUUUGUUUGUGUGUUUGUUUGUGUGUGUGUGUGUGACUGACUGUGUUUGUGUUUGUCCAUGUACCGGCAUGUGUGGGUGUGUGUGUGCGCGCGUGCGCGUGUAUGUGUGUGUGUGUGUUUGUGGCUGUGUGUGCGUGUGUGUAUGUUUGUGUGUGUGUGUGUGUAUGUGUAUGUGAGUGUGUGUGUGUGUGCGUGGUGGUUCGAACAGUAUUUCACUGUUAUCGUAUAAGGACCACAAUGCCCUGAUCUGGUACUACACUGAUGCAAGAUUCAUUUCCCCACUAGUACCUUGCUGUUUUGUUCUAUAGACUAUUGACCUUGGAGGCUUAUGAACUGCUGCCAUACCAGUACACGUGCUUGGCUUAGAACUAUAACCUCACUGCUCUCGUCUAUUGCUGGCUCGACAGACCUGACUAACCAUCAUCAUUUUCAGCGCGGCUUUUCAGAAUAACUAUUGUACAAUGUGCAUGUCCAUGUGCUGAGUAACUUCUCCCACAAAGCUGCAACACAGUAUAGAGACUUCCGCUCAUUUCUCCUCAUUUAGUGUACUGUGCCAUAACGGAGCUGUGAACUAGGGCACUACACUCCUACACUGUUAUUUUUCCGACUCUCGUAAUGCUUCAUGGGCUCGCUCCUCUGCAACCGCUGUCUAGUGACAUUGAAAUGAAUUAUUAUUUAGCCAUAACACUCCGAGUUUGCAUGUUUUUUUUAAACUCUUUGCCAUCAA